This is a messenger RNA of Microbotryum saponariae, 3828 nucleotides long. The record is from the annotation of a GenBank genome assembly. NCBI's taxonomy places the organism in Eukaryota, Fungi, Basidiomycota, Microbotryomycetes, Microbotryales, Microbotryaceae.
AUGUCUGGUCAUGGCGAACCCCGACCUACGACGGCUGCCCAGCGCGGGUCCAGUGCCCCCGCCUCGAUGGACCAUCAUCGUUCGAAGGUGGAGGUCAAUAUGACGGCGCAAAUGACUGGGGACGAUGAAGAUCCCGAUGCAGGCAUGUUCUCGUUCAUGCCGCCGGUCCAGGAAGCUACAGAACCGAGUGUCUCUGGGCAAACUGCCGCGUCUCCGCUUCCCCUCGACCAGGCGCGUGUCGCAACUGCCCACGAGCCAAUGUCUGCGGUAGACGUGCAACCACUAUCCGCCUUGUCAGAUCCCGACUCGACGAUGUCACCGGCUGCUGCGUAUGCCCUUGCCGCCCAGCAUGGCGCCCUCGACGGGAAUCUACGGCCCGCAACCAGCUAUCGCCAAGGGUGGACCAAGCCCGAGAUGCCAGAUGGUCGUUUUGCAGAAGGAGAAUACGAUGAAUCCCGAGACAUCCAAUUUGGAGAGUCACGCCGGACGAGCGAAGGCACCCACGAACUCGGCGAGCCUUUCCAAUUCGCCACCGAGCGACAAAUUCCCCCUGGCACGGCGCAAUCUGCAUCUCCGUUCGCAUAUCGACUCUCAGCAACAGCUGUCCAGCUGACCGAUUUCGGCGGCGACGGAGGUCCAGGACAUGCAAGUGAUGACGAUAAGAGUCCCAUCGGAGAUUUAGAGUUCCCGGUCCGUCGUCACUUGGAGGAGGAGGAGGAGUACGAGGACGAUGAUGAAGAUGAGGAUUCGCCAUAUCCGGAGGUCCGAGCCAGCGUCUCAAACUAUGACGACCCCACCACGCCCUGCGUCACGUUCCGAACCAUUCUUCUCGGCUUCCUCGUCACCGUCCUUGUCAGUGCGGCGAAUGCAUACCUCUACUUCCGCUAUCCGGCCCCCUUGAUCACUCCGAUCGUCGUCCAGCUCAUCACGUACCCCGCGGGGAAGUUCCUGGCUUGGACGCUGCCGACGCGCGAGUUCAGGUUGCCCAAGAUCUGCUCUAGAAUGGGAUUGAGCGAUGAAUUCAGUCUCAAUCCCGGUUGGUUCAAUAUCAAAGAGCACACCGUUCUUGUCAUCAUUGCAAACGUCGCAACUGGGCCAGCCUACGGUCUCAACUUCAUGAUCACAGCAGAGAAGUUCUAUGACAUCUCGUACAGCUUCGGCUUCGACAUUUUGUUCAUCCUUACGACCCAGAUUGCGGGCUUCGGUGUUGCGGGCUUGUGUCGUCGUUUCCUUGUAUGGCCGGCGGCGAUGAUCUGGCCGCAAAAUCUCGUCUACUGCACCUUGCUCAACACUUUGCACGCCGAAGACGAGAAUGAACCCGGAGGAAGGGUCUCGCGAUUUCGCUUCCUGACCUACGUGCUACUCGCUGCUUUCUGCUAUUAUUUCAUCCCUGGUGCGUAUUCUUCCUCAAUUCUGCUCAAUUCUGCGCCGUGCUCAUAGCCACUUCAUUAAUUCUGAGGACAGGGUUUCUCUUUCAAGCACUCUCGGCAUUCUCCUUCGUUUGUUGGGCUGCGCCCAGUGAGUGACGCCUACACUCGAAUAUGGCCAGGGGACUCUAUGCAUUUGCUAACUCCGCCGUUCAUAGACCACCUGAUUGUAAACCAGCUGUUUGGCGUCAAUUCAGGACUCGGUGAGCUGCCGGAUAUCACGCUGUAUUAUGAACGACGCGAUGGUUUCGGUGCUGAACUUGAAUAACCUGCUCGCAGGCAUGUCUGGGCUUACCCUUGACUGGGCACAGGUCUCGUACAUUGGUUCACCGCUUGUCAUUCCUUGGUGGGCAAUUGUCAACAUCUUCACGGCCUUCGUAGUCGCUUUUUGGGUCCUAGCGCCAAUCUUAUACUACAAUAAUGUGCGUGAACGGUCGUGCAUUCGUACCUGCCCAGGAGUUAUCACUUACGUUCAAUCCUCUUCACAGGUAUGGGACAGCGCCUACUUGCCGAUCUCGACCUCCGCCGUCUUUGACCGAUUUGGGGCACCUUACAAUACUUCCAUUGUCAUCAACAAGGCCACUCUUUCACUGGACUUCGAGGCCUACCAAGCUUAUUCGCCCAUGUAUCUUCCCAUCACCUAUGCCAUCUUCUACGGGGUCGGUUUGAUGACAGCCUCAGCGCUCAUUGUUCACACUGCCUUCCACCAUGGACCCGACAUUGUUCGUCGGAUCAAGGCGUCCACCAUACAAGAUGACGACAUUCAUAUGAAGCUCAUGCGCGUCUACAAGGAGGUUCCCGAGUGGUGGUACCUUAUCGUAGCCGGUGUGGCCCUAGGGCUGUCGAUUUGUGCAGUCGCCGUAAGUCUGAAGUACGACUGAGUAGUGUCGGUCGCAAGGAGUUGGCUACUCACAUCGAUGUGGCUUGCGCAGGCAUUUGAUACAAGGAUGCCCGUGUGGGGAGUUAUACUUGCCCUUGCGCUUUCGACGCUCUACACCAUUCCUGGAGGAUUUGUCUAUGCGCUGGCCAACGUGGUGGUAAGCCGGAAGCACAAGCCUGCCGGUGCGGUGCUCGUGCUGAUGGACGCCUGUCUUCUUUCAGAUUUCAAUCAAUUUGGUCACCCAAAUUGUCGGGGGUUAUUUAUUUCCUGGGCAGCCUUUGGCCAACAUGGUCAGUUCUUAGCACUUGCUCAGUAUCCCAUCAAGUGUUGACCUUCCGCCCACCAGAUUUUCAAAACAUACGCUGCGCAAUCGCUCAAUGUGACGCUCGCUUUUGUUUCGGAUCUCAAGCUGGGUCAUUAUCAGAAAAGUAGGUCCACGGUCACGCUUUUGGCAAAUGUGAACGUUCCUGAUCUCCGUGUUUCAUUUUGUCCCGCAGUUCCACCUCGCAUAACGUUUUACGGUGAGUGGUUAUUCGAAUGUAAUAUCCUGCCACGAUGCUGACGGUGGUUUUUAUUCGGCUCGCACCUAGCGCAACUUUCAUCGACAUUCCUGGCCUGUUUCGUCCAGGUUGGAGUGAAGCGACUGCUUGUCUCAAACGUUCCAGACUUUUGCUCGCCAACCCAGGCGUCGCAUUUGAUCUGCCCUGGAGCACGAGUGUUUUACUCGUCGUCCAUCGUAUGGUAAGGGCAAACAUACCGGGCCAUAUCACCGUGGCAAAUGCUGAUGCUUUCGUUCACCCACUCUUCAAGGGGACUCAUCGGACCACAGCGCAUAAUUGGCGUCGGGGCGUAUUACUCGAAGCUACUGUGGUGGCUGUUACCCGGCGUACUUUUGCCGAUCGUUGCGUGGCUUGCAGCACGGCGUUUUCCACGCAGUUUCGCGCCUUUGAUCAACUUCCCGGUCGCACUGGUUGGUGAGUGACACAAUCAAUGGUACAGGCUUAUCGCGAUUUAGGUUGGACUGACCGAACUUCGAGCCGAUGUGCAGGUAUUCAACUUGUCCCUCCCGCUACUGGAAUCAACUACGCAUCGUGGUUCCUGGCCGGCUUCGUCUUUCAGUAUCUCUUGCGUCGUCACCGAUUCUUAUGGUGGUCCAAGUACAACUUUGUAUUGUCAGCCGGGCUCGAUAGCGGUACCAUCAUCGGCGGCAUCGUCAUCUUCCUUGCCUUGGUGCUUCCAAAGGGCGGGACUAUCUGUGAGACACAUCCUUCGUCUACAUACUUGCUUCGCAGAGCACCGGCGCUGACGCUUCACUUCAAAUGCUUUUUUUUGGUACCACCUUCCAGUCGUUGAUUGGUGGGUUGUGCGGUCGCUUCACUUUUGUCUUCCUCAGUUCUGACGUCCACCCUGCUUUGUGUGUACAGGUGGGGCAACACGGUGUUCACGAAUACGCUCGACUUUUUGGGCAACUCUUUCAAGGUGCCGCCCGAGGAAGGAUUUGGGCGAACGACGUGGAAUUGA